GCGGUAGAUGAGAGUGAAUGGUGAAGCGCGGUGUUCUCUCCUCAGUGAAGAGCAGGGCAGCAGCUGAAGCGCUGGAUUUAGGCUCGUUUACAGCCCGUCAGUCGCGAUGGGAGCUCUGGGUGUGUUUGUGGGCUUCAGCUGGUGGAUUUCCCCGCUGCUUCUGUGGACAGGUGCAGCCGCCUUUAACCUGGACACCCAGACCGUGCUGAGGAAAGACGGAGACCCGGGCUCUCUGUUCGGCUUCUCCAUCGCCCUGCACCGCCAGCUCCAGCCCGAGGACCGGAGAAUAUUGUUGAUUGGAGCGCCCAGGGCCAAAGCUUUAGCCUAUCAGAGAGCUAACAUCACCGGGGGUUUGUACAGCUGUGACAUUACCGCCCACACUGAUGACUGCAAUCGGAUUGAGUUUGACAAUGAAGCUGAUGCGCAAAAGGAGAGUAAGGAGAAUCAGUGGAUGGGUGUAACUGUGCAGAGUCAAGGGCCAGGUGGAAAGAUUGUGACAUGUGCCCACCGCUAUCAGAGGCGGCUGUUUGUGAACAGCCCACAAGAGUCACGUGACAUCACCGGCCGCUGCUACGUUCUCAGUCAGGACUUGAGCAUUGACAGCCAGUCAGACGAGGAUGGUGGGAACUGGAAGUUCUGUGAAGGGCGUGCCAGAGGUCAUGAAAGGUUCGGAGCCUGUCAGCAGGGCCUGGCUGCCGCCUUUACCAAUGACUACCAUUACCUCAUCUUUGGAGCCCCAGGAGCUUACAACUGGAAAGGCAUUGUGCGAGUAGAACAGAAGAACAACACCUUGUUGGAAAUGGGCUUUUAUGAUGAUGGACCAUAUGAGGUUGGAGAUGAAAGUCGUCUGAACCCUGAACUGGUGCCUGUUCCUGCUAACAGUUACUUAGGUUUCUCUCUGGAUUCUGGCCACAGCAUUACUGAGAAGGGCAAACUGAUUGUGGUGUCUGGAGCUCCCAGAGCCAAUCACAGUGGAGCGGUAAUCCUGCUGGGGAAAGAGGGUGAGGUGUCCAGCAUGCUCUCACCAGUAUACAUUCUGGAAGGACCUGGACUGGCCUCUUCAUUUGGAUAUGAUGUAGUAGUAGUGGACCUGAAUGGAGAUGGGUGGGAGGACAUUGUGGUGGGAGCUCCUCAGUUCUUUCAGAGAGAUGGGGAGGUGGGCGGAGCUGUGUACAUCUACAUGAACAGGGCUGGAAAGUGGAGCAGUGUGGUGCCCAUCCGCCUCAAUGGAACUAAAGACUCCAUGUUUGGACUGGUGGUGGAGAAGAUUGGUGACAUCAACCUGGAUUCUUAUGAUGAUAUUGCAGUAGGUGCUCCUUAUGCAGAUGGGGGUUCAGGACGAGUGUACAUCUAUCAUGGAUCUGCGGACGGCAUAAACACUAAAGCAGCUCAGGUUCUGGAAGGGAAGCAGCAUGGUAUAAAGAUGUUUGGCUAUUCUUUGGCUGGAAAUAUGGACUUGGAUGAGAACUCCUAUCCGGAUCUGGCUGUUGGGUCUCUAUCCGAUUCAGUGUUUAUUUACAGGUCCAGACCUGUCAUCACUAUGACGAAAGAAAUCAAGGUUACACCAAGGGAAAUUGAUCUGACCAAGAAAACAUGUGGCAACAGUAUUUGCUUAAAUGUUGAAGCUUGCUUCACCUACAAAGCGAACCCACCCACAUACAGUCCUAAACUAAGGAUUUCCUACACACUGGAGGCAGAGUCAGUCCGCAGGAAGCAGGGAAUGCCCUCCAGAGUGUCCUUCCAGGAUAAGAAACCAACAGAUCAGGAUUUCCAGUCUACAGGCUCACUGGAGCUCAAAGGGCAGAACAAGAGAGCCUGCUACAAGACCAAACUCCGGCUGCAGGAAAACAUCAAGGAUAAGCUCAGAGCAAUCCCCAUUGAGGUGUCUGUGGAUAUUGCAAGCGCCAAAAGAGGCAAAAGACAGAACUCUUUACCAGAGCUGGUGCCAGUGCUGGACUCCAGUCUGCCCAGCAAAAACAGCACAGAGGUCAACUUCCUAAAGGAAGGGUGUGGGACUGAUAACAUCUGCCAGAGUAACCUGCACCUUCAGUACAGAUUCUGUUACAGAGAAUCCAAUCAGGACAUCUUUCCCCCAUUACCUGUGAAGAAUGGUGUUGCGGUUGUUUCUCUGAGUGAUCAGAAGGACAUCGCUCUGGAAGUCACAGUGAGGAACAGGAAUGGAGAUGAUGCUCAUGAAGCCAAACUUGUAGGACAGUUUGGGGACUUGCUCUCAUACUCUGGAUUCAGGUCCCACAGAAACAGCAUGAGCAGCAAAGACAAACAAGUGAUCUGUGUAGCCAAUCAGAAUGGCUCCCAAGCAGACUGUGAGCUGGGAAACCCUUUUAAAAGAGAUUCUGAGGUCACAUUUUACAUCAUACUGAGCACUGCCAGGAUCUCACUCAACACCACAGAAGUCGAAGUUGAUCUCCAGCUGGAGACAACAAGCCUUCAGGAGGGUUUGCGUAAAGUACGAGCGAAGGCUAAAGUUAUGAUUGAGCUUCUGCUGUCUGUGCAAGGGAUUGCUAAGCCCUCUCAGGUGUAUUUUGGAGGAGUUGUUAAAGGAGAAAGCGCCAUGAAGUCAGAGGAGGAUGUUGGCAGUUUGAUCGAUUAUGAAUUCAGGGUAAUUAAUUUGGGCAAGCCUCUGAAAUCGUUUGGCACAGCCUAUCUCAACAUCCAGUGGCCUAAAGAAACUUCCACGGGGAGGUGGCUUCUAUACCUGGUGAAGAUCAACUCUAAAGAAUUGGAGGAGAUCAAAUGUUCACCUGAGAAGGAGAUAAACCUUUUGGGACUGACCGAGCGUUCAUCCAGGAAGAAGCGUGAAGCAGAAGAAAGCAGAAGCACAGAAACCAGCAAAACAUCAGUUUUUACAGAUCAAAGGAAAUACAAAACUCUGUCCUGUCUUGGAGAUGCAAGAUGUGUGGAGAUCAAGUGCCCUCUGCUGAACCUGGACAGUAGUGCAGACAUAAUUCUGAGGUCACGGCUUUGGAAUGCUACAUUCAUUGAAGAAUUUUCAUCUUAUAAUUAUCUGGAUGUGAUCGUGCAUGCAUCCAUCAGUCUCGAUGUUUCUGCCAAGAACAUUGUGCUGAAAAACCCUGAGACACAGGUGAGACUGACUGUGUUCCCCGAAAAUACUGUGGCUCACUAUGGUGGGGUUCCAUGGUGGAUAAUCCUGGUGGCUGUGUUGGCUGGCAUCCUGAUGCUAGCUCUAUUAGUACUUCUACUUUGGAAGUGUGGAUUUUUCAAACGUUCCAAGAAUGAUGACAGUGUUCCUAAAUACCAUGCUGUGAGGAUCCGGAAGGAGACACGCCACUUUAACGAUGAUAGCGUCAUGUUCGAUCCCUUUGAGAAGAAGCAGUGGAUGACUACGUGGAGUGAGAACGAGAGCUACUCCUGAGACGUUUUCUUUUCUACAUUGUCUGAAACACUGUAGGACCAUCUGGUGUCCAAUCAAGAUUCAGGGACAUGGAUUCAGGACUUCAUACAGUCUGUGUUGGCAGACCGAAGAAGCAAACUGCAAGAGAAAGACUCUGUGUACUGGAUUUAAAAACAGCAAUGAUCAGGCAAUGGUUGAGUGUAAAUUAAAGAUAUAUUUUGUUUUUACUUCGCCUGAAAAGUCUUUGCACAUACUCUGGAAACUGGAGCAACCCUUACAUUCUGUUUGUAUACUUGGACUAUUUCUAAAGUACUGAGUAUGAUUUGAUUUUGUAAAUAUUGAAGUUCUUUUACAUAUUUUUUUAUUUAUUUUUUUGUCUCAAUCUUAAUAGGCCAAAGAUUUUCCAAGUUAUUUCUUAAACUGUGAAGUUUUUUUUUAAAGCAAAAAAAGAAAAGUGUCACAAGCACAAUCGUAUUCUGAGGAUUGGAGUUACCAGUGGAGAGAGAAGAAAAUGAUGGCUGUUAUUUACAUUGAUUAAAAAAAUUUAAACUUAGAAA
Messenger RNA from Astyanax mexicanus (Mexican tetra), 3930 nucleotides. It is a transcript of the gene itga6a, whose product is annotated as integrin, alpha 6a. Gene Ontology annotation, biological process: leukocyte migration; cell adhesion mediated by integrin; cell-cell adhesion. The coding region runs from base 107 to 3394 and encodes 1095 amino acids. The transcript is spliced from 25 exons. The record is from RefSeq and is a predicted model, not a curated record. NCBI's taxonomy places the organism in Eukaryota, Metazoa, Chordata, Actinopteri, Characiformes, Acestrorhamphidae. Gene Ontology annotation, molecular function: integrin binding. Gene Ontology annotation, cellular component: external side of plasma membrane; integrin complex.